AUGAAAGGGGCCCUGGCCCUCUGCGUCGGCAUCAACUCCAUGUCACGCUCCCUGAGCCCAGUGUUCCGACCCGUCCCUGCUGUGUCUCCCCAGACGCUGGACCUCUCCAACAACCAGCUCAGCGAGAUCCCAGCCGCGCUGGCCGACUGCCCGAAGCUGAAGGAGAUCCACUUCCAGGGGAACAAGCUGAGGGACAAGCGCCUGGAGAAGAUGGUGCACGGCUGCCAGACCAAGUCCAUCCUGGAGUACCUGCGAGUCGGCGGCCGCGGGGGUGGGAAGGGCCGGGCCAAGGCCGAGGGCGCCGACAAGGAGGAGAGCCGCAAGAAGAAGCGGGAGAGGAGACCGAAGAGGGAGGGCGGCGAGGAGGGCGAGCUGGAGGCAGUGCACAGGCUGCUGCUGAGGGUGCUGCACGUGUCCGAGAACCCGGCGCCCCUGGUGGUGUGCAUGCACCCCGAGGUCAGGGACGUGCGGCCCUUCAUCGUGGGCGCCGUCGUCAGAGGCAUGGAUCUGCACGCUGCGAACGCACUCAAGCGCUUCCUCGCCGCCCAGACGAAGCUGCACGAGGACCUUUGCGAGAAGAGGACGGCAGCCACCCUCGCCACCCACGACCUCAAGGCCGUCCGAGGGCCUCUGCUCUACGGGGUGCGGCCGCCGCAGGACCUCAAGAUCAUCCCCUUGGGCCGGCGGGAGGUCAAGGCCAAGGACCUGGUGCGGCAGCUCCAGCUGGAGGCUGAGGAGCAGAGGAAGCAAAAGAAGAGGCAGAAUGUCUCAGGCCUGCACAGGUACCUUCACUUACUGGAUGGAAAAGAUAACUACCCCUGCCUAGUGGACGCGGACGGCGAUGUCAUUUCCUUCCCACCCAUCACCAACAGUGAGAAGACGAAGAUUAAAAAGUCCACGUCUGACUUGUUUCUGGAGGUCACCAGCGCCACCAGCCUGCAGAUCUGCAAAGAAGCCAUGGACGCCCUCAUUCUGAAAAUGGCAGAACUCAACAAAUACACUUUGGAAAAUAAAGAGGAAGAAUUGCUCUCAGAUCCUGAAGCUGAUCCCGUUUCUGGACAAUUUCCGGACUCCCAGACUAACUGCAGUACCAAGAAAGAUGGGGCUUCUCCCCUGGUCGUCGAGCAGGUCCGGGUAGUGGAUCCAGACGGGAGCCUGAGGGUUGUGUACCCAUCUAAGACGGACCUGGACUUCACCGCAGCCCACAUUACCGUGAUCCGCUGACCAGCCAUGCCCUGCCCGGCUGCCAGCACCGCCGCUCUCGGUCACAGGUCUUACAGAGGUUCACACGCAAUGUGACAUCCACCCUGACAUUUUCACCUCCAUGCUGCUUAAGGUCUGGGUUCUCUGGCUCAGCCUUUGAGGUGGCCUGUUGUAAAGUGAUCCUGUGUCGUUUCGUGCCUCA
Molecule: messenger RNA, 1405 nt
Organism: Echinops telfairi (small Madagascar hedgehog)
Lineage: Eukaryota; Metazoa; Chordata; Mammalia; Afrosoricida; Tenrecidae
Gene: LRRC47
Product: leucine rich repeat containing 47
Exons: 7
Coding region: 1-1224 (407 amino acids)
Biological process (GO): phenylalanyl-tRNA aminoacylation
Molecular function (GO): RNA binding; protein binding; phenylalanine-tRNA ligase activity
Source: RefSeq, a predicted model, not a curated record